UUUGACAGGGAGACUACAAGUUGUGUCAGUUCCAGUGGAGCGCUAGAUCAUUCAGUCAUGGUGGCUCAUCUCUACCUAGGUGCGAUUGCCCUGGCUGUUUUUGCAACAACUGUUGCCAAUGCAGGUAUUCUUUCUAUUGAAGUUGAUUGUACAAAAGACAUUGUAAAAGUCAAAUUGAGGAUCAUAGCGGAGCUGGUGCCCAAUGCAACUCGUUUCUUCCUUGGAAACUGCAUGGCCUCUAAGUUUAAGAUCCUUCCCAACGGAGAGGGGGACGCAGAGUUCCACUACCGUUUAGCUGACUGCAACUUUAAAAGACUGAUAAAAGGAAAACGUCUCAUCUUUGAAAAUCAGCUGACCUACAGGCCAUUUCCAAAGGGUUUCCCGCCUACCUUUGUGCAUCCCAUCCUGUGUGUUUAUGAAAGACCCUCGGGAUGGCAGCCGCCUUUCCUGAACUCUGGGUCAGGUGUUUCUGAAGGCCGAGGCGGUCUCGUGUUCCACAUGGCGCUGCUCAAUGUUCAAUUAACAGCUUUAGCAAAGACAAAUGUUUUCCCCCUUGGCUCCUUCCUGCCAAUAUGGGCUGCGGUGGAGCAGAAGUCCCAUCAACCCUUGCUGCUGCUCAUGGAGGAAUGUGUGGCGACCACUACACCAGAGCUGCAGCCUGGUAGCCAGGUUUACCCCAUCAUAAGCAAUAAGGGGUGUCUUCUGGAUAGCGUGAGGGGACACUCUUUGUUCCUCCCUCGCUCCCAGUCGUCUGCUGUCAUCCUUAUGCUGCAGUCCUUCAAGUUCAGUCUUGGAGAGGAGGUGUACAUUCACUGUAAACUGGUUGCAUGGGAUCCCGAAGUUUUUGAUGAAAGCAAGAAAACCUGCCAUUAUAAGAAGGAAAGCCUGAGUUGGGAACUACUUGAUGACCCCUUUCAGAGCUCCGUCUGCAGCUGCUGUGACUCGACCUGCAAGUCGCGCUCCAAAAGAGGUGUUGAAUGGGAAUCUCACAGCUUUACUCCCAAUUCUGUGUUGGGACCCCUGAUCAUAACGGAGCCAUCUGACCCAAAGGUCAACAACAUGUCAGGGGGCCCAGUCCAAGAGCUGACAGACUCCGUGACAGUGCUUGACAGCAGCAGAUGACCUCAGUCCUCAUGACUAACAAGACAUUGGGACAUCAGCUUUACAUGACCUCAGCUUGAGCUGUUUGCAGAUUCAUUAAGAUUGUCAAAUGUCAUACAUCCAUCUUAAAUUCUCUAAACAAAUAAAUCGGGUAUAAACUCCUGCUGAAAAUCUA
Messenger RNA from Anoplopoma fimbria (sablefish), 1276 nucleotides. It is a transcript of the gene zp3f.2, whose product is annotated as zona pellucida glycoprotein 3f, tandem duplicate 2. Gene Ontology annotation, molecular function: acrosin binding. The transcript is spliced from 10 exons. The record is from RefSeq and is a predicted model, not a curated record. The coding region runs from base 58 to 1122 and encodes 354 amino acids. NCBI's taxonomy places the organism in Eukaryota, Metazoa, Chordata, Actinopteri, Perciformes, Anoplopomatidae. Gene Ontology annotation, cellular component: extracellular matrix. Gene Ontology annotation, biological process: egg coat formation; binding of sperm to zona pellucida; positive regulation of acrosome reaction.